CACAAAUAAGACGCCUUAUUUAAAUAGCGGAGUAUAAAUCCAUUAGGAAAAUGCAUCCGAACUAUAUACGAAGGAGUAGUUGACGGUUUGUAUAAGAAAUUCGUCACAUACCAUGGCGUCCGAACCAAGACCAGAGGUGAAGUUCGAUAUCAAGCUGCUGUCCGGCAAGACCGUUGUGAUGGUCGAAUGUCCUGGCUACGAGAGUGAACUUUUCAUGCCGCAGAUUGUCAAGGGGCGCAUCACCUUCCAAAACAUCAUACCGAACCGCAGAUGUUGCCCGGAGAGCAUCCUACUAUCUGAUCAAUUCGUCCUUCGUGGCGAAGUGGGCGCCGGGACCAGGCAAUUGGCCGGCACUCCCCUGCGUUCCUCCCAGGCAUCCAAUAUUGCCUCACCGCUGGCAAGGAGUACGCCGUCUAGUGUAACAAGUCUGAACACACGAGCCAGCCGAGAAAAAAGUCUUCAUGCGACGCCGGAGCUAGUACGAUGUCGUCCCAUACAGCUUACCUCGCUGGGCGAGGUCGAUCUGGAUUUGGGAGUGAUGCAUAUGCCGCCGGACUUGGAAGUGUCCACCGCCAGCUUGCCGUCCCCUGAGGCUGGGUUGCCAUCUACAUACCAAAGCCCUAGCCUACCCGAAUCAAGGCUAUCCCCGCCAGCUGCUCCCAGCUACAAUAUUGUCGCGGCCCAGCUAAAAGAGUCUAUCAGCAACAGCCCCAAAAAGGAGCAUACGCUGCGCACUUACUCCCGCAAAAAAGGGGGAUCACCUGGGAAAACCAAGCCCACUGUCUGGUCCCCUCUACACAUGAAAAAGAAGGAAAAGGUAUCUUUAACUAAGGCACCUAGUCCCACCAUGAAAGUUGAGUUGAAGCCAAAGCGUAAACUUAUAGUGGACGCCAAGAAAACAAUAGCCCCUCACGAUUCCAAUAAGAUGCUUUCUAUGCCGAUCUCAAAAAAGAAAAUCAUCCGCAAGCAGGUGACGGGGAAGACGCGGAAACAGUUUGAGGCUCUCAAGGCGACUGCAUAUGAUUUAUUGACGAAUCCAUCACUAAAUCAUAUGUCCUUGGAUCUGCGCAAACAGUUUCAGUUGGCAUGUAUGGACAAGUGCGCCACCACGCUGCCCAACUACGCCGAGGUGGCUGUAACCUCCCCGCUGGAACUAGACCGUCAGGUGAAGUCGCUGAUGGCCAAGCAAAAGCGAUUGGAUCGGAAAGAGCGGAUUCCCAAGAGUAUGACGUCCAUGAUAGGCAAACUAAUUUAAGGUGUACCUGCAGCGGAUUUCUUUAAGAGGCGUGAUUCUCUGAAUUUAAUUAUGCUGGCACAUGCAAUGUACUUGAAAGUGUAAUAUUUACAAUCGUCAAAUGAACUACUUAUUGUAGUCCAUUAAAUAUAAAACUCUAUCAAUGAAA
Molecule: messenger RNA, 1403 nt
Organism: Drosophila bipectinata
Lineage: Eukaryota; Metazoa; Arthropoda; Insecta; Diptera; Drosophilidae
Gene: uno
Product: univalents only
Source: RefSeq, a predicted model, not a curated record